This is a messenger RNA of Thlaspi arvense, 258 nucleotides long. The record is from the annotation of a GenBank genome assembly. NCBI's taxonomy places the organism in Eukaryota, Viridiplantae, Streptophyta, Magnoliopsida, Brassicales, Brassicaceae.
GUACUCGAGUUUAAAUUUAUACUACGGAAAUCCGAUCGGGCAUACGACCAGAAAAUCACAAGGAGCUAUAUAAUCCCUUUUCUUUUCCAAGAACAACAACAUGCUCUUAGAUCUGGAAGGCUAGAAGAGAGAGUAUCAACUUGGGGAUUGGGAAUACUCGCUCUCUUUUGUGUGAUGAUGACAGUGAAUGCGGAUGAAGAUGACUCUGGGGAUUCGUUAAGCAUGAUUCGUUGCAUGAUCAGGGAUAACAGAAGAAAG